AUGAGCGCCAUGAGCAGCAAUGGCGAGCAGGCGAACAAGCCCUCUCAAAACGGCGCGCCGGUCUGCCCCACCUCCCCUAGCAAGCGCGUUCCGCAGCGUCGUGACCUACGCAUCGAUGGCGCCGGGCGGCGCGCGCCUCGUAGCGCAGCAGCAACUUUGGCGUCUCGACGCGUCACGAGCGGCCACACACGUUCAUACCACACAGGCGCCACGCCGCCGGCUCGAUCGACGAGGAGCCCGACGAGCAGGCCGAGGAGGAAGCUAGAGUUACUGCUCUCUUGGAUCAGUCCCAGGCGACCGAGACGACACCCACGUCAGCACCGGUCCUACUCCAGGCCGCGGCGGCCACCGAUAAAUCAAUAAAUCUCGACGCGAAGGACAAGCCCGAGGCGAAGAAGGCCCAGCUCGACACGCUCCUCGCCAAGGCCGAGCAGUACUCCCAGUUCAUCGUGAACUCCCAACAAGCGGAAGCGGAGCCGUCCAAAAAAAAACAGAAGACGGGGUUGGAAGACGCCGCGGAAAAAAUGAAAAAAGAAAAAGCGUUGGUCGUCCAGCCCAAGGCCAUGACCGGGGGGACCUUGAAGCCCUAUCAAGUGGAAGGUCUUAGGUGGCUCGCGACGUUGUUCGAGAAUGGGCUGUCUGGAAUAUUGGCGGACGAGAUGGGCCUCGGGAAGACGAUCCAAGUGAUAGCGCUCGUGGCCCAUGUGCGCGAGAAGAACGUCAAGGGACCGAUCUGCAUCGCGGCGCCGCUCGCGACGCUGCCCAACUGGAUGAACGGUCCGCCGCCGGCGUCCCUUCUUCGACAUGUGACGCGUGCUCGCCCCUACGCCGUCGACGCGCGGCGAUGGCGUACCCGCCGUAGAGUUCGGAACCGCCCCGACGCCGUCGCCGCGUCACUCGCCUCCCCGCGCAGAGUUCCGCAAGUGGACGCCCGGCAUCUCGGCGUUACUGUACCACGGGAGUAAACAACACCGCGCGGACCUGCGGAAGACGGCCAUGCGCAAGGCGCACCAGAACGACGACGACUUUCCGGUCAUCGUUACGUCGUACGAGAUCUGUAUCCUGGAUCGGGCGGCGCUCUCGCACUUCAAGUUCAAGUAUCUCGUGAUUGACGAGGGCCAGCGCGUCAAAAAUAGGGACUGCCGACUCGUGAGGGAGCUCAAAAAGCUCGACACGGAGAAUCGGUUACUACUGUCAGGAACACCGAUCCAGAACACGUUGGAAGAACUCUGGAGUCUCCUGAACUUCGUGAACCCGCAAAUCUUCGACGACUUGGCCGUCUUCCAGUCGUGGUUCGGGUUCAGAAAUAUCGGGCAAGAGACGCAGGUCGACGACAUCGUCGACGACGAGAGCAAGGACCGCAUCGUCUCGAAGCUCCACGAGAUCCUGAGGCCCUUUCUGUUGCGACGGGUCAAGGCCGACGUCCUCAAGGGCGUCCUGCCGCCCAAAAAAGAGAUCGUCGUCUACGCGGCGAUGACGCCGCUCCAGAAGACGUACGAAGCUUUGAUCUUACAACACCAGUUGAAGGACACGCUCCAGUCCUCGGGCAUCCCCUGCACGGGCAAGGAGGUCUCGGAGAACAACAUGCUCAUGAAUCAAAGAAAAAAUGCGAACCACCCGUUUUUGUUUGGGGAACCUACCACACCUACCGGAGAAUUCGUCGGAGAGGCGAAUCCCAAGACGUUAAUUAACGCGUCCGGCAAGUUCCGGCUGCUCGAUCGACUGUUAGUACGGCUGAAGGAGGGCGGCCACAAGGUCCUGCUCUUCUCGCAGAUGACGGAGCUGCUGAACAUCAUCGAGGAUUAUGUUAGAUCUAAAAAGUGGGGCGUGUUUCGGAUCGACGGGGGCGUCGAGUUGUCGGAGCGGCAGCGGCAGAUUGAUGCUUUUAAUGCGGAGGGUCAGUCGAGCAACAACCACUUUAUCUUUCUUUUGUCUACUCGUGCCGGUGGGUUGGGCAUUAACUUGGCUUCGGCCGAUACGGUGGUGUUGUUCGAUAGCGACUGGAACCCGCACCAGGAUUCGCAGGCCAUGGAUCGAGCGCAUCGCAUCGGGCAAACGAAACCGGUAGUUGUGUAUCGGCUAUUGACCACGGGUAGCGUGGAGAUAAGUAUGAUGGAGAAGCAGAUCUCCAAGAAGAAGCUCGAGAGGAUGGCCGUGACGGGCGGCGACUACAACAAGGCCGGUCGAAGGUCGAGGGGCGACUUGACGACGGAUGGCUUACGAGCUUUAUUGGACUCGGACGUGAACAUCGCGCAGCGAGUCGCGGGCAUGACGGGCGACGACAAGGAGGCUCUAUCGGAUGAGGAGCUGGCGCUCGUGUUAGAUAGGAAGAAGAUCUUCUCGGCGAAGGGCAUUCCUACGGAGGGCAAGAUGUACGACGUCGUCGCGGCGAGCGGCGGCGGCGGCAUCCUGGGCAACCUCGGCGACGACUAACUAGGCGCCUUUCCUCUAUCUCCGUAUCUAAGUAGCGAGUGUUAU
This is a messenger RNA of Pelagomonas calceolata, 2478 nucleotides long. The record is from the annotation of a GenBank genome assembly. NCBI's taxonomy places the organism in Eukaryota, Pelagophyceae, Pelagomonadales, Pelagomonadaceae.